Molecule: messenger RNA, 1271 nt
Organism: Hylaeus anthracinus
Lineage: Eukaryota; Metazoa; Arthropoda; Insecta; Hymenoptera; Colletidae
Gene: sosie
Exons: 4
Coding region: 680-1204 (174 amino acids)
Source: RefSeq, a predicted model, not a curated record
UUUUUUAAUAACUAUAAUAUCGACUAGAUAUGGAAAAUUGUUAUCUAAUAGACUCGGAUGAGAACUAUUGGAGAAGAUUUAUAUGUAUAAGGGAAGGUUAAAGUAUGUCUGAACAAAUGUAACUUGGGAUGGUUUAUUUCAAUGUAAGAUUGCUAUACAUCUCUUAGGCCACAUCCUGCGAUCGAAACUUGAAGGAAUCAAAGCAUACUCCGAUUCUUCGGCGGCGUGUAGGCCAACCACGUUUUAAUGUAGGGUGCUACUUCGGUAGAUGGUGGUGGCAGCACAUGGGAGUCGGAAGUGGGGGGUGGGGUUACUUUAAAGGCUUAAAAGGCCUUCCAACGUCCUUGUAACACGCAGUUCUCGAAUAGAGCGUAAAAGCAAACAGUUUGAGGAACAACUACCCCGAAAGUGCGACGAAACCCUUGCCUAAAUAUUUUUUUUUAUUAUCACUGAUAACUGCAACAGUAACAGUAACUUAGAUAUCAGUGUAUAUCGAAACAGUUGAAGAAGAUCCUGUGAAAUCCUUGAAUUUGUUCUGGUAACAGAUUUUCAAAGAAAGAGGAAGUGCCUUCUGUCUUCAAUUACGUAGUAAUUUUACAAGCUUCUUAAUCGAGUGGUUAGUGUACAGUUUGAGUGGCAUAUCUUUGAAAGGUCAGUGCAACAAGUAAACUCAUAAGAAAUGAAAAAGGGAAGAAGCUCACACAUACUUGCGACGUUCCUUUUACUGGUGUAUUUUGUAUCGCCAUCCUCCACUUGGGCGCUCACCACCUUUGGCAAAACUAAUCCACAGAAUCAAAAUCAAAACCCACCACCACCCCCUACGCCAGUUGGGAAGGCUCGCGAAUGCAAAUUAGAGUCUGAUUGCGCUGGUAUACAAAACACAACAUGUGUGUCAGACCCUCGAGAUGGAAAAACUCGUUGCUUGUGCGGCGAUUAUUCUGCACCUCAAAAUGGCGCGUGCACCAACAAAUUCAAAGCAUUGCGUACUCUAUGCAACGACGAUUCUGAAUGCGUAGAUGGUGCUAGUUGCACACUACUCGCCAAUAGCACGUCUGGAAAACGUUGUUAUUGUCGAGAUGGAUAUUACGAAGAAAGUCCUUUACUUUGUAAUGGAAGUGCAGCCAUCUUUACAUUUCAUACGACAAUUCUAUUAGCAAUUCUAAGUCUCAUAAAGGGAAACGUUAGUUUCUUAAAUACGUUAUAAAAUUUCCAUAUAUUAAUGAGAAAAAUAUUAUGAAAUAUUAAUUUACUUGAAAUUAUAUAUAUAUAUA